Molecule: messenger RNA, 4536 nt
Organism: Hydra vulgaris (swiftwater hydra)
Lineage: Eukaryota; Metazoa; Cnidaria; Hydrozoa; Anthoathecata; Hydridae
Product: tyrosine-protein phosphatase Lar
Biological process (GO): protein dephosphorylation
Molecular function (GO): protein binding; protein tyrosine phosphatase activity
Source: RefSeq, a predicted model, not a curated record
UUUAUAUUUAAUAAAUAUCAUUACUCUAGGGCUGAAAAAUAAAAUGCUACUUGCUUUACAAUUAUCUGAAAGGCUUAAUAAUAAUGUUUAGUUAUGGAAGUUUUUGUUUUGAUGUCAACUCUCCUUGUUUUUUUUCCAAGUUCAACAUGUUUAUGUUCAAUACCUCUGUCCUCUGUUGUGACUGCUAACUUGCAAAGUGCAACUUCAAUUAAAGAUGUAUAUUUUAAUAUUGCAAACGUUAUCCAAACAAAUAAAGUUUUUUGUGCAAAAGUGGGAAAGGAUUUCUCAAUACAGUUUGACUUUUCAAAUAUCAAAACUAUCACAAGAUUAGACAUCAAGGGAUUUGAACUCAAUAAAACAAUGAUGAUGCUACACAGUUUCACACUUCAUUUUAGUAUUGAUAAAAAAAAUUGGUUUGAUUAUUCUGUUGAAUCGGAUAAAGUAAAAGUAUUUGAUGUUGCUUGGUUGUUUAUGAGCAGUGAAACCGAAGUCAUUGAACAUAUUUUACCUAAACCAGCUAUAGGUCGUUACAUGCAGCUGCGUUCUGUUCCUGAUAGUCACUAUGAUUUGAGCAACAUUUGUUUGAAUGUAGCUGUUUAUGGCUGCAAUGAAGUUAUGCGACCUACAGUAGUUGUACAAAAGGAAAUAAAAGCAUAUUUAAAGAAACCAACACAAUUGAGUUGUCAAAGCGAGGGCAUGAUGAAUUAUUCACUUACAUUAAGUUUUUUUAACCAAAAGCAAACAGUUUAUUUGAACAGCUCAAGAACUCAACUUUAUCAACAAUUAAGUGUAAGCAAAAACACUUUUGUUCAAGUUCCUCAUUUAUUAGAGUAUACUUGUGUGACCACCAAUAGACUACUUCAAUGUAAGAAGACAAUGACAUGCUCUGCCGAACAAUUAUUUUCAUCACACCAAAAAGUAGUUUCUGAAAGUGUUGUUAUGGUUCAAGCAGAAUUACCAGAACAGUUGAAAUCUUUUAAAGUUGUACAAAAAACUACAACUACAGUCCUUCUCGGUUGGACUUUACCUGAUCUUAAAGAUAUAACGAAAAAACAUUUGCAAUUAAAGCUUAAUUGUAGCAUGAUGAGUUCUGCAGUUUUAAUUGACGAAUUAAAUGGAUCGUUUGAACUUACCAACCUUUCACCAUAUCAAUUUUGUUGGUGUACAUUGGAGCUGAAACUAAAAUACAAUACAUCUAUUAAUUUAAAUCAGAAACCUCUUGCUUUGGAAUUCCGUAGUCGCAGUGAACGUCCUAAUAUUGUUCCAAAAAUUUAUGUUGUUCACAAUGGCUCUCGUAAAAUCAGGCUAAAAGUAGAGGCAAAGUUUGAUAAUCCAAAUUUCGGAAAGUUAAUUGGUUGCUAUAUUUACGUUACUCAACUUCAUGGAAAGCAAUUUCAAAGUGCUAUUCAAACUACUAACUUGACUUUUCCAUUAAGUGUUUUCAAUUCUAUUCUGAUAAGGGAUUUACUACCAUGGACUUAUUACAACAUAUCAGUUUUGGUAUUCAAUGAUGACAAUCUUUUAUCCAACAUAAGCUAUUUACAACAAAGAACAUCACAAAGUCGUCCAGAUGGUGCUCCGACAAUAGAGGCUACUACAAGGACUGCUACUACUAUAUCAGGCUAUGUGAAACAUGAUAACCGCUACCCAGACAAGGAUGUUAUAACUAGUUAUGAGAUUGUAUAUAAUCCAGGAAACCACACUUUUAAGAUUAAUAUCGAUGAAAAUCUUGGUGAACAACAGUUUUUUCAUAUACAAGACUUGAAACCAUUUACAUGGUAUCAAAUCUGCUCUCGUUCAAAAAAUAAAGCUGGGUAUGGACCUUUUAGUGACUUUAUUUGGGCAAUGACAGAGGAACACACACCAAAUGAGCCAACUGAUAUCCUUUAUGAAAAAAAAAACCAAAACUUAAUCUUAACAUGGAAACCACCAUCAACUCCAAAUGGAAAUAUCACAAAAUAUGAAAUUCAAAUAACUUUACGUAACCGCACAGUGGUCACAAUAUUUACUUUAAAGUUCAUAGAUUUUGAUACAAACAUUUCCUACAAUAGUGUGCUUGCUGUUGCCAUUCGUGCGUAUACAAGUAAAGGAUAUGGACAAUUUAGCUUAGUGAUUCAAGUAUAUCAGUUCUCUGUUGAACCUGGAAGUUCUGAGUAUGGACAGAAUAGCAGAAUAUUGAUUGUGGCGUUUUGCAUUACCUUAUUGUUGUUGGUAGCACUUGGUAUUUGUGGUUUUAACUUUUACAAAAGGUGCCAUUCGCAGCCGCAACAGAGUUUCAGCAAAUCAUCUUUGUUUGUGCACUAUGUUCCAUCUAAAGUUGAUGAAAAAGAAGAGUUGUUAUUUCAAGAAAAAUCAAAACUUCCUACAGAAAGUUUAUCUGAUCCAGUUAAAAGUCAUGAUCCAGUCCCAGUUGAAAGUUUUGCUCAAUAUAUCAAUCGUGCUGAACAAAAUAAUUAUGAAAUUCUAGCCAGUGAAUUUAAAAAUGAGACAAUGAGUGGAAAAUGUUAUCCUUGGGAAGUAGCAGACCGUCCAGAAAACCGACCUAAAAACAGAUAUGGUGAUAUUGCAGCUUAUGAUCAUUCUCGAGUAAUACUUAAGUUUGACUGUAAGCGUAAGCAAUCUGAUUACAUCAAUGCUUCAUAUAUUCAGGGAUGCAAUUGUAAAUCGGAUUACAAGUAUAUCUCCAGUCAAGGUCCCAUGGAGAAUGGUCUUAAUGAUUUUUGGCAUAUGAUUUAUCAAGAGAACAUUAAAAUCAUUGUUAUGCUAACAAAUCUUAUUGAAAAUGAAAAGGAAAAAUGCUGUCAAUACUGGCCAGACGAAGGAACCAUAAAGUAUAGUUCUGUUUCAGUAACAUUGGUUAAAAUUGAUAAAACUGCUGAUUAUGUAAUUCGAUUAUUCCAUAUACAAAAAAUUGGAGGUGAGUCCGAAAAUAUAAGAUUAGUUCGGCAAUUUCACUUUGUGUCUUGGCCUGACCAUGGAGUUCCAGAUUACCCAACUGCAUUGCUAUCACUUCGAAGAAGGGUUCGUCGCUAUUAUACUGAUGACUCUCCAAUGUUAGUGCAUUGCAGUGCUGGAGUUGGACGUUCUGGUUGUUUUAUUUUAAUUGAUAAUAUGCUUGACAGAAUUGAUGAUGAACGAACUGUAGAUAUAUUUAAUUAUUUGCAGCAUUUACGAAGUAGAAGAACUAAUAUGGUGCAAACAUUAGAGCAGUAUAUAUUUGCCCAUAUGGCCAUUUUGGAAUAUAUAGAGUUUGGUAAUACAGAAAUAACAUUAGAUGAUUUGGAUAAGAAGACUAAAGAACUUAUGAAUGGUACUGGAAUGGCAGAUGAGUUUUCUGUUUUAUGUCAAAGCACACAAUCUGAUAUGCAGGGAAGCAAUCUUUACAAGGUGUUGCUUAGCGAAGGAAAAUAUAUAGAUGCUUCUUUUGUGGAUGGCUACAAGCAAAGAAACUCUUUUAUUUUGACAUUGGCACCAAAAGAAGAUUCGGCUUAUGAAUUUUGGAAAAUGGUGGUGGAACAACAGUGUCAUACCAUUGUCAUGUUAGCUAAAUGUCAAGAAGGUGUUGAGGGUUACUACAGGUACUGGCCUGAUGUUGAUGGAGAAUGCAGUUAUCGUGAUCUAAAUGUCUUUUUAUGCUCUGAAGUUGCAAAUGGAAACAUAAUAACAAGGAAAAUCAAAAUAGUGUCUAGAAAGCUACGCUGUGAAGUUAAUCAUUUUCAAUAUGUGGAUUGGCCAAAUGGUGAUGUUCCUCACCGACGUGCUUAUCCUAAUAUAUGCACACUAAUGCAGAGUGCUGAAAAAUCGCAGCAGCAACUAGGAAAUGGACCGAUUAUUGUGCAUGCUGGAAACGACUAUGGUCGAAGUGGAACAUUUGUAGCAAUCUACAACAGCACUGAACGUUUGAAAGUGGAGCAACUAAUAGAUGUUUUGCAAUGUGUAAGAACAAUAAGAAUUGCUCAACCUCUUGCUGUUGAUAACGUUUUACAGUACCAAUUUGUUUACCAACUGCUGCGUAUAUAUUUGGAGGGUUUUGAAAAUUAUUGGAAUUACAAAGAUUACAAAGUGUGCAAGUCUCCCAAAAAUUCUGUUUCUACGUGUUAAUCUAGUUUUUAACAAACGUUUAUUGCACACGCCUGCUAGUUACUUAUUGCUCUCGAUAUCGAGUUGCUGAAGUUAUAAACAUUUUUAUCCUGUUACUAUGGAAAUGAAUGCGGCUGGAACUAUGGAAAUAAACGCCAACCACUCCAAUAAUAUUUAUAUUUUGUCUACUAAUAGUUUGUAUUUUUUAUUUCAAUAAAUUCUUACUGUUUUACUAAAAUAUUUUUUUCUAUUUUAUUUUUAAUGGUUUUUAUUUAAUUUUCAUGUUCAAGCUUAGCACGCUAUAUGCUAUUUGUUAAUACGGUAUAUACUUAUUUGUUAAUACGGUAUAUACUUAUUUGUUAAUACGGUAUAUACUUAUAUAUUUGAAUACUAUAUGCUUAUAUGUUUGCAUGCUGUAUAACUUAUGAAGUUAUUUACUAACUGUGGAUAUUUUUA